Molecule: messenger RNA, 1146 nt
Organism: Exophiala xenobiotica
Lineage: Eukaryota; Fungi; Ascomycota; Eurotiomycetes; Chaetothyriales; Herpotrichiellaceae
Exons: 2
Coding region: 1-1146 (381 amino acids)
Biological process (GO): arachidonate metabolic process
Cellular component (GO): membrane
Source: RefSeq, a predicted model, not a curated record
AUGGCCAGCCAUUUCAACAAACAGAUACACCUCUCCAAGGGUCUGAAACUACUCAGCCUCGAUGGUGGUGGUGUGAAAGGGAUAUCCAGCCUCGUUAUUCUGGAUGCGAUCAUGAACAAGUUGCGUGACCACCACAAACUCAAAGAUACUCCUCGCCAUUAUGACUGCUUCGACCUAGCAGGAGGCACCAGCACCGGUGGCCUCAUAGCCUUGCUGCUGUUUCGCCUUCAAAUGACUACCAGCGAUGCGAUCGACAAAUUCAGGGAGAUAGCCAAGAAUCUCUUCAGUCCCAGAGUGUUUGGCAUGAAUCUUCAUGAUGAUUUCGGGACUCUGGGGCUAUGGCUCGGGAAUGCCUAUGUACAUUGGGCAACGUUGAUAGGCUCUUCGAGAUUUUCGGCUGAACCACUCCAAAGGGCUAUUGAUGAUGUCCUGAAGGAGAAAUCUCCACAUGAAGAAGACAAGAGCCUAGGCGGGGAGAGUAGCCUUCUCAGGGACGAAGAAUAUGGCGCGGGAAAAAUGUUCAUGUGUGGUACCAGGAUCGAUCGAAGGGAAUCCGUCCUUUUUCGAUCUUACACAGCCCCAAAGGAUGCCGGUUCUUCUGAGUUUGAGAAUAUCGAUAUCGGUUCUGCUGCCUGCGCAACAUCGGCGGCACCAACCCUUUUGCCUUCAGUCAGCGUCCUUGACGUCGACUUUUGGGAUGGUGGUAUGCUCAACAAUAACCCCAUCAACCAAGUAUGGGGCGCACGAUACGACUUGGGGACCCCUCCCCGAUCCGUCGAACAGACUACCGAUGACAUUGCGGAAGAGCCAGUGGUAUCGUCAGUGGUGAGCAUUGGGACCGGCCGCAACAUAGGAAGAGUCGUGCUCCCAGAAGGGCUCGUCAAUACUAUAUUUGCAUCACUAGCCUUUGUCACGAACACAAAUGCGAAGCACGAAGACUUCCGUCGCGACCUAGAGAGACAAAAUCUCAGGAAGCCGAAAGGAAUGCUGACCAAGUAUUUCAGAUUCGAUGCCGUCAAGGGGGAAUCUUUCAAUAUUGACGACUGGCAGAGGAUAAAGGAUAUAAAAGAAGAGACAGAGAACUGGCUUCGCACAGACGAAGCGCAGAAUUUAUUUGAGGAAUGUGUCGAGGCGCUUUCUGGAUGA